This is a messenger RNA of Hansenula anomala, 1371 nucleotides long. RefSeq names its product cAMP-dependent protein kinase regulatory subunit BCY1 (gene BCY1). The record is from RefSeq and is a predicted model, not a curated record. Lineage: Eukaryota; Fungi; Ascomycota; Saccharomycetes; Phaffomycetales; Wickerhamomycetaceae. The transcript has a single exon. Gene Ontology annotation, molecular function: cAMP-dependent protein kinase regulator activity. Gene Ontology annotation, cellular component: cAMP-dependent protein kinase complex; nucleus. Bases 1 to 1371 code for a protein of 456 amino acids. Gene Ontology annotation, biological process: regulation of protein phosphorylation.
AUGUCCUUGCCUAAAGAAUACAUCAACGAAUUGAACGAAUUGAACAAGGAGAUCCAGCGCAAGAAUCCUCAGGACAUCUUGCAAUUCUGUUUCAACUAUUUCCAAUCCCGUUUGGAAGAACAACGGAAACAACUAUGGAGUCAAGAGGCAAAAGCUAGAGCUGCUGGUAUUUCUUUAUUCCCAUCUAGAAAAUUGAACAGUAUCCAAGAUGAAGAUGCUAAAGGUUCAAGUCCAUUGUUUAAGAACUCAUUUGUCAAUGAUGAUCCACAUUCAAAGGAUUUAGUUGGUCAUGAUCAUGAUGCCUCAACAUCAUCAAGUGGUGAUAAUAACAUUUUCAAAUCUGGGUUCCAUGUUGGCGAGGAAAACAAAUCAAACAUUGCAAACACAGUUGAUCCAAUUGCUGCUCCUGCUCAAGGUAGAAGAACUUCUCAUGUUGUUGGUCAUUCUCCAUCAUCAAAUACAUCAACACCACCACCAUCAGCAUCAUCAAAUCAUCAUCAUAGUCAACAACUUCAUAACAUCCCUUCAACUUUCAAUGCUAAUAGACGUACAUCUGUCAGUGCAGAAACAUUAAAUCCAAAUCGUUUGAAAGAUGAUUGGAAACCACCAAUCAUUGCUAAAACUCCAGAUCAAUUAUCAAGAUUAAGUAAUUCAGUUGUUAAAAAUUUCUUAUUUAGUUCAUUAGAUGAAGAUAGUUUGAAAACUGUGAUAGGUGCAUUAGAAGAAAUCAAAAAACCAGCAGGUAGUGAAGUUAUUAAACAAGGUGAUGAAGGUGAUUUCUUCUACGUUGUGGAAUCAGGUAUAGUUAAUUUUUAUGUUAAUGGAGAUAAAGUUAACAGUUCAGGUCCUGGUUCAAGUUUUGGUGAAUUGGCAUUAAUGUAUAAUUCUCCAAGAGCUGCCACUGCUACUGCUGAAACUGAUUUAGUGUUGUGGGCUUUAGAUCGUUUAACUUUUAGACGUAUCUUGUUGGCUAAAACUUCCAAAAAGAGACAAUUGUAUGAAAGUUUCUUGAAGGAAGUUCCAGUGUUGAGUCGUUUAUCAUUAUUUGAACGUUCUAAACUAGCUGAUGCUUUGGAAACUGAAUCUUAUAAAGCUGGGGAUGUUAUCAUUAAAGAAGGUGAAGUUGGUGAAAAUUUCUAUUUGAUUGAAACUGGUGAAGCUAAUAUUGUUAAGAAUGAAGGUGGUUUAAUCGGUAGUGUUAAAAGAGGUGAUUAUUUUGGUGAAGUUGCCUUAUUAAAUGAUUUACCAAGACAAGCUAGUGUUAUUGCUAAAACUGAUGUUAAUGUUGCAACUUUAGAUAAACGUGGGUUCCAAAGAUUAUUAGGUCCUGCUGUUGAAGUUUUAAAACGUCAAGAUCCAACAAAGCAUUGA